Messenger RNA from Westerdykella ornata, 1443 nucleotides. RefSeq lists its product as uncharacterized. NCBI's taxonomy places the organism in Eukaryota, Fungi, Ascomycota, Dothideomycetes, Pleosporales, Sporormiaceae. Bases 378 to 1223 code for a protein of 281 amino acids. The transcript has 2 exons. The record is from RefSeq and is a predicted model, not a curated record.
GCCUUUAUUACUGUGUACUGUGUACAUGGCAGAUUCGAUAAUCCGCCCAAUACAGUACCUAGGCUUCAGCCCCAGUCACAGCCGCAGGGCGUAAUCGGGGGUAAAUGCCAGCAGGGACAAGGUCCCUUUGCUUCGGAUCCUUCACUUUGCGCUUACCACCAUGUCCUGGUUAGUUUGGCGAUCUUGCUGACGGAUUCUUUGGCCACCCUUGGACUCGCGCCUAUCUUUAUGAUGGUGACGGCCCCAGAUUAUGCUGCCUCAUCCCAAAAUCUGGCUUCACCCGUGACACUUGCUGGUUUUCCGUUGCCGUCGCACUUCGAACCCUCCUUCGAUAACCCGUGGAAAACAGCAACGGAUGCAGGUUAUAAUCGAAUGACAUGGCGCAGCCUUCGUGGAACGCAGAGACAGAAUACUACGCUGGAUCAGAGCCCAAAAUGACCGACCAGACAACGCCACCACACUCUACGCUACCGGAAGCCGUUCCCCCAACCCCGGUGGAAGACCGAGUCCCCAAGUACUAUCAUCAACCAGCAGACGACACUCCCAAAUACGCCCCUGCCCACGCAGCCGCAGCCCCUAUCCCAACCAGACAAAACCGCUUCCUGAGCUGGCCCUUCCUGCUCCUCUCCGCACUCCUAAUCGCAGUCCUCUCCGGCCUAAUAGGCGGUUUCAUCGGCAAAGCAAUAACAGAAAGCAAGCAAGACUCCAACCCGUCCGCACACAUCUCCUCCUCCGCUCCCUCAAACACCUGUCCUACCAACACCACUUCCCCUCCCACGUCGAAUAAUACCACCACCACCACCAUGCCCCUCCCCAUAACCGACUGCCCCGCCGGCAACGGCAACCUCUUCCAAUCCAACCUGACCAAAGUCUCCUACCGCAAGUACUGCAACGUCGACUGGCCCGGGGCCGACAUGAUCGGCUUCCUCGCCCUCUCCCUCUCCGACUGCAUCGAAGCGUGCGACACGUGGAACGACAAUCGCGCCCGGGGCACGCAGAUGUGCUCCGGCGACGGCGACGGCCAGGCCAACUCGAGGGAAUGCGUAGGCGCGGUCUUCGCACCGUAUUGGGCGGUGAAUCGGACGGCGGCGGUCGAGGCGGUGGGGAAGGCGGCGAAUUGUUACUUGAAGAAUCGGAUUCAGGGGUAUCCGGCGAAUUCGAGGGAGAAGGAUGGGGUCGAGAUUGUGGGGUUGUGCUUGGAGGGGAAGUGUCCGAGGGAUUGAUGGGAAUGGGGGUGGUGGGGAUUGUAUGAAGUGUGUGUUUGCUAGGGUGUAUGUGUAGUUAUGUGUUAUUUCUAUUUCAUACCCAUCAAGACUGCCUGGAGACUUCGUGGAGGCCGGGCGGGAAUCAUCAGUUUUCCACAUGAGCGGAUUUCCCGGCUUCUCACUUCUCUUGGACAUAUAUAGGCUCUCAUUGAAUAAUAUCAUUCAGACUAGACCUGCU